AUGGCCAAAGCUUCUGGCUGGAAUGGAAAGGUCAGGAACGACUCUGGUCGAGGAGGCCGAGAUUCGAUGAUGACAUCAGACGCCUUGGAGGGCCCUCACGUGUGCCUCCGCAAGUACCUCCUCGACCACCAACACCACCGGAGCGCCGUGACCCCACAGGACGCUUGCCAAGACGUCAGCCACAACCAAGAGACGAUAGAGCCAACCAGACGCAACGUGAUCUACCUGCCCCAGCUCACCAAAGCGCCGUACAACAUGAGCGCCGUAUGCCACCGCCACGACCUCCUGUACAACAACAAGGACCAGCGCCUCCCCUACUUCAACAACGGCCGGGGGCGCAAGCGCCAAGACCCUCCACAACAACCUGGCGACCCGGAAGAGUCCCAAGAGACUGGCGGAGCAUCCUCUUCCACAGACCCCUUUGCGAUUGCCCCGGACGCGAAUCAACAGCAGAUCGUCACCAAUUUGGAAGCAUUGCUCCAUGCACUCCUGGAGAAGAGCUUUUUGCAGCCCAGAGAGAACGUCACGACCCUUGCGUACACAGCUUGCUCUCGGGUGCACAUGCUUCGACAAUCUCUUACUACGGGGACGCACUCUGGAAGCACCCUUCCGGAAACUACACAGGGGAUGCACCUCAACCCCCUUGCAGAUGCACAACUACUACUGCGACAGAUGCUCCAGAACUUUGACUCCAUGCCACUUCGAGAACAACGACGCACAUCUCACCGGGUACAAGACAUCAUGGACCAAGUGAAGCAGGUGCUGAGGAGCCCUGGGGAUGGACCCCAAGAGACGAACCAAGCCCAAGCACUGGCGGGACUGAAAAACGCGGCAGCCCAAGCCUCUUUCCUGGACCUCGCCAUCGAAGAGAGAGGCCUAGCUACGAUUCGGGAAGCCCUGGAAGCAUUGUUGGCAACAGUUGACCGAACGGCGAACUACCUCGACCAGCACCUCACCAUGGAGAACCACGACGCCCGCAUGCCGGAACGGGGCCCUGGAGUUCCACUUCACCACGAUCCAGCACGAGAGCGCCUACCAGAAACAGCACAGGGGGAGGUUGCGACCCAAGUGGCAAAGGCGCAUAGCCUCUUGUUCGCAUGGACAGCAGCACUAUGGGGCUCGCCGAUAUUCCUCGUGGACAAUGCAGCGGCAGAAAUCGCCGAGAUGCCCUUGGCGCAGGAGGCAGGGGACAUCCCCCUCGAGAAUGUGACAGACCCGCGCGAGCCCCGUCUCACAGGAGGAGAAGGAUGCAUGCUCACUUCUACGGGACCCCUGACGACCCGGACGGAGCCACUGACGACGAACAUGCUCGCGGAGGAGACGGACCACCGUGGUGACAUCACCUGA
This is a messenger RNA of Symbiodinium sp. CCMP2592, 1347 nucleotides long. Lineage: Eukaryota; Dinophyceae; Suessiales; Symbiodiniaceae. The record is from the annotation of a GenBank genome assembly.